AUGAGCGAUGCGGACUUGGCGACGAUGCUGGGCGUCGCUGGGGCGGCGUCGCCGACGAUGCUGGACGAUGAAGCCUUGCUCGCGCUCAGGGCGUCGGAGGCGGAGGAGGCGAAGCGGGCGAACGAUUGCGCGUCGUGCAUCGCCGAGGGUCAGAGGUUGUACUCGAGUGGAAAGUACGAGGAGGCGUUGGCGACGUUCGAGCGGGCGGGGACGCUGCCGGGGAGCGGGCCGGUGCGAUACAGGAAAUCAGUCGUCGCGCCGGCGGGACCGAGCGCGGGGUUCAAACCGAGGGAGCUUUCUAGCGGCGAGGAGAUCGCCAUCGCAUACAACAAGGCGUGCUGUCACGCGAAUAUCGGUAACGUGGAAGAAGGGUUGGCGUCACUUCUGACGGCCCUCGAACGAGGGUACGAUCAGUACCCGGCGAUUCGUGCAGAUGCAGAUAUCGCGAGUUUGCGAGAGGAUAGUCGAUUCGAAGUCAUUAUGGCUCGCUUCGAGCCGCAGAGCACGUUAGGGAAGCUUUUCGACGCUUUCAACGGUCCGAAAAAGGGUGUUAGUAUGCUCGACGGGAUAAAGAACAUCUUUGAGAAGUAG
This is a messenger RNA of Ostreococcus tauri, 591 nucleotides long. Its product is annotated as Tetratricopeptide-like helical. The record is from RefSeq and is a predicted model, not a curated record. The coding region runs from base 1 to 591 and encodes 196 amino acids. The transcript has a single exon. NCBI's taxonomy places the organism in Eukaryota, Viridiplantae, Chlorophyta, Mamiellophyceae, Mamiellales, Bathycoccaceae. Gene Ontology annotation, molecular function: protein binding.